This is a messenger RNA of Schistocerca americana (American grasshopper), 2172 nucleotides long. RefSeq names its product ethanolamine kinase 1 (gene eas). Lineage: Eukaryota; Metazoa; Arthropoda; Insecta; Orthoptera; Acrididae. The record is from RefSeq and is a predicted model, not a curated record. Gene Ontology annotation, biological process: phosphatidylethanolamine biosynthetic process. The coding region runs from base 416 to 1465 and encodes 349 amino acids. Gene Ontology annotation, molecular function: ethanolamine kinase activity. Gene Ontology annotation, cellular component: cytoplasm. The transcript is spliced from 6 exons.
GCUUGUCAAGUCAAUACGGUGAAAUUGCCGGGUUGGUGGUUCAGCUGUUUUAGUAUUGAGAGAGAAUUUUUGACGUAUAGUGGCGUAUCUAGAACGCUCGUGUGUUUAUCUCUGUGUGAGGAUGAAACGCUUGAAAUUAUAGAUCUUAUUACAUGUAAUUCAGCGUCUGAUUUCACAUAAUGUUGAAAGUGUUUAAUUUCACAGUAGCAGCUUACGACGAGUCUUCUGUUUUCUUAUGACCGGGAACUGAAAGUGUGCAGAAAUGAAAUCUGCCUUAAUUCUAUAUUUCAUGUUGCAACUUCGAACGAAGAGGAGUGGUGGUUAUUGGGGGUCGUGCUGCAGUAUAUAAGCUGCGAUCGGCGCAAGAGCCCCACCAGUUACACUAAGUUGCCGGUGAGUGAAGGGACAGUUCGAGAUGUCCUUCGAACAAAAUUCCCUGGUAAUCCCCAUCACGAUUGACGAGGAUCAUCUCAUCGAUGGAGCAUUCUCCGUGCUGCAACAUAUUCGUUCAUCAUGGAGCAGAGACAAAAUAAAGUUCAAGGUGUUUACUGAUGGUAUUACCAACAAACUGGUGGGGUGCUUCUAUGGUGACUGUCCUGACGAUGUGGUUCUUGUAAGAGUAUAUGGCCAGAAGACAGAUCUCCUAAUAGACAGACAUGCAGAAACACGGAAUAUUCAGCUACUUCAUGCUGCAGGCUAUGCCCCGCAAUUGUAUGCCACAUUUGAUAAUGGUCUGGCAUAUGAGUAUGUGUCGGGGGAUGUCCUUACAGUGGACACUUGUCAUCAUAUAUCUGUUUUUCCCUUGGUGGCACGUAUGAUGGCGAACAUGCAUCGUCUUGAUUGUGGUCCAGGAGUACCUAGGCGCCCUGCCUUAUGGUCUAAGGUGCGGCAGUUCAUGGACAUCAUGCCAACAAAGUUUGAAGAUCCUGCAAAGCAAAAUAGAUUUGAAGAGCUCAUUCCUCCAAAGAAGAAAUUGGAAGAAGAAUUUGAAAAUUUAAAGUUACAGUUGACACGUCUGAACAGUCCAAUUGUGUUUUGUCACAAUGAUUUAUUGCUUGGAAAUGUCAUCUAUAAUGCUGAAAAGAACUCUGUUACCUUCAUAGAUUAUGAGUAUUCCAGCUACAACUAUCAAGCCUUCGAUAUUGGAAACCAUUUUGCAGAAUUUGCAGGAGUGUCAGAUGUGGACUUUGGCCGAUAUCCAAGUGAGGACUUCCAGCGUCAGUGGAUUAGUGUGUAUCUGGAAGCAUUUGAAGAUCGUGAGCCUACAAAUGAUGAAGUUGAGCAGCUCCUUGUUCAUGUCAAUAAAUUUGCUCUUGCAGCACAUUUCUUAUGGGCUGUCUGGUCCCUUAUACAGGCUGAGCAUUCCUCUAUUGAUUUUGACUUUCUUGGAUACUCCUCAAUAAAGUUGAAAGAAUAUUUUGGCAAGAAAGAAAAGUUCCUGAACAUGGAGUUUCCUAAUUCAUGAUGAUAACUGUGAAUUACUUGCACAGGUGUGCAGCUAUGGUUGUUUCACUUAUAGAAGUCAGAAGACACAAAAAAAAGAAACUUGAAACACUGGGGGCAAUAUUUUUUUAAUACUUCAUCUUAACAUGUGAUAACUGGUGUGAUGAUGAAUAAAGGACAUUCUAUUGAGAGCAUUCUCUCUCUCUCUCUCUCUCUCUCUCUCUCUCUCUCUCUCUCUCUCUCUCUCAAACACACACACACACACACACACACACACUGUGAAAUGUAAGUAAAGCCUGUUAUCAAUGCUAGGUGUCUGUGCAUGUGUGCAAAGAUAUUAGAUAGAGAGAGAGAGAGAGAGAGAGGGGGGGGGGGGGCGAUGAGAGGACUAUAUAAGAUUCCCCCAUGUGGUGAUGUUACAUAACAAAGAAAAGAGCUGCAAUUAAGGAGUGAAAAGAAAGUAACAUUAUUAUCUUCACACUGCCUGUCUGUUAUUUUGUUGUCCUGAGUAUGAUAAUGGGAUUGUGAUAUAUCUGGGUAUUGUAUGAGAAACUGUAAUAAUAAAUCUGAUACAGCUGUUAUUUUGUGUGUCGUACUUCCCACAUUCAGAAUUAAGUUAAAAAUUAGUUGUAAUUGUGUGCACAGGGUAAUGAGGCCUUAGCAAAAUAAAAUAUGUGAAAAGAAUGAUAUGUAGUUGCAUAUUUGGCAAAUAAAACACUGUUCCUUUCA